This is a messenger RNA of Patella vulgata (common limpet), 7772 nucleotides long. RefSeq names its product aftiphilin. Bases 169 to 3204 code for a protein of 1011 amino acids. Lineage: Eukaryota; Metazoa; Mollusca; Gastropoda; Patellidae. Gene Ontology annotation, cellular component: trans-Golgi network membrane; AP-1 adaptor complex. Gene Ontology annotation, biological process: intracellular transport. The record is from RefSeq and is a predicted model, not a curated record. Gene Ontology annotation, molecular function: clathrin binding. The transcript is spliced from 9 exons.
GGCGCUUUUCCGGAAGUGAUUGGACUCGAUCUAUGUGGAAAUCUACAAUGUCAAAAUUAUUUACAUUUCUUGUUUACUUAAUUGAAGCCAUGGGUUAAGAGCCAGUUUAUAUUAAAUUAAUGAUGGCAGUGUUGUAACUGAAAGAAACUCAAACAAUAACAACCAAAGAUGUCUAAUUUCAUUCCUAUGGUUUCAGAAUCUCCACCUCCCUUGGAUGAGAAGACAUUUGACUGGGGGGAGGAUGAGGAAGAUUUUGGAACAUUUACUGGUGCUGACGAUAGUGCAUCAGAAAUAAAUAUAUCCAAUAAUGAAUAUGAUUCCGAUUAUAUCAAUGAUAAUGUUAGUACAAACAAAAAAAAUGGCAAACCAGUGUUAAAUCAUCAUAUAGGUUCUGAUAAAAGUGACAAUUUUGCCGACUUCAAAUCAUUCAACGAAAGUAAAAUUCAUACUGUGUCAAAACCACAAGUACAAAAAUUACCUCUGACAAAAGAUGAUCAUAUCAAUAAUGGUAACGGUGUAGAGAACACUGAUUCCAAUCUCGAUGGAACUGUUCUUCCAGGGGGCAUGAAACGUGAUUCUGAUUCUGGGAUGUUUAGCACAGAUAUUUCCCCUAUUCCAGUGUCUGAGGAGGGAACUAUUGAGUUAAAUAAUUGUGAUAAAACUGUUGAUUCCAUCGAUGAUGAUGAAACGGACGUGGUACCUGAAUUACCAACCGAUACUAAUGUGAAUGAUGAGAAUAUAAUCAGCGUUCAACAAUCACCACCAGAAUUAAACUCAGAUGUUGUACACACAGAUCAAAGUCUUUGCUCAAAAGAAGAAAACACGGGUAGUACAAUACCUGUAUCUUCAGUGAAUGUUAAAUCUAAGGCAUCAGUUGAUAACUUAGUUGAUUCGGACGAGGAAUUUGAUCAGUACAGCUCUCAAGCUUUGCAUUCCAUAUCGAAAGAGGCAGCUCAUUCCUCAAUCCUUUAUAGUCAUUCUGUUGACAAGCCAGAAAAUAUCACUCAAAAUAACACAUUAGAAACUGAUGAUAAUUUUGUAGACUUUGCUGAUUUCUCAGAUAAAACAAUAAAAUCUUCAAAUUGGAAAAGUUCUGAUAACAAAAGUAAUUCUGUGAUUUCAAAUAAUGAGGUAGAAAUGGAACUACCUUCAGAUAGUGAUACAAAUUCUGAGUGUAUAACCCAGAGUAAGCCUGUGGAAGUGAUAGAUACUGACAAAACCAGAGACAAUACUGCCGAUAGUGUACCACCAUUGAAGCUAAAAGCGCUGGAAAUAAGUUCAGAAGAUGAUGAUACAUCAACGACAGUGAACAAUGUAAAUAUCAAUCACAGUGAAGAAAUUGACGACCAGAAUAGUUUUGUUAAUGACAAUAUAGAAAAACCAGAAGAAAGUAAAAUUGUUAAUAAUGAAAAUUCAAAUGAUGAUGAGGAUGAUGAAUUUGCUGAUUUUAGUAAAGCAAAUGAAACAGAAUCACUGUCAGUUGACAACUCAAAUGAGAACGAUGAGAUAAAAGAUAGUGAAAACUCUGCACAAGAAGAUGAUUUUACAGAAUUUAGUAGUGUUCAGAAUGAUGUCAGUGAUAAUAAUUCAAAUAUUCAGACAGGUGAUAUUGUUACUUCUGUUGUCAGUAAUGAUGAUGAUGAUGAUUUUGCAGAUUUUAGCUCUGUGUCGUUUUCAGCAAAAUCAGUUGAUAAUGAUCAGCCCCAAUCGAAUGAUUGUGAAAAAGUGGUUGAUAAUAACAAUGAUGAUGAUGAUUUUGCAGAUUUUAGCUCGGCAACACAACCUACAGUUGAAAACAAUAAAACUGUAUCCAAUGAUGGUGAUGAUGAUGAAUUUGCAGAUUUUAGUUCUGUGACAUUGCCUAACAAAUCACAGAAUAAUGAUGAUGAUUUUGCAGAAUUUAGUAGUGCGAAUAUUAAUUCUGGUAGUGCCGUAAAGUCAGACUCAAUAAAACCUAUGUCUGUUAAUUAUGAGGAGGAAGACGACGAUGAUUUCGCAACACAACCUACAGUUGAAAACAAUAAAACUGUAUCCAAUGAUGAUGAUGAUGAAUUUGCAGAUUUUAGUUCUGUGACAUUACCUAACAAAUCACAGAAUGAUGAUGAUUUUGCAGAAUUUAGUAGGCCGAAUAUUAAUUCUGGUAGUGCCGUAAAGUUAGACUCAAUAAAACCUAUGUCUGAUAAUUAUGAGGAGGAGGAUGACGAUGAUUUCGCAGACUUUAGUGGCGCGAAUGUUGAAAAUCAGAGUCUAACAAAAUUUGAAGAUAAAAAGGAUAAUUUUGCAUCAUUUGAUCAAGCUAAAGUUGUAGAUGAGGAAGAUGAUUGGGGAAAAUUUGAUGAAGAUGAUGACUUUGAUACAGGUGUUACUAAGCAACAAGUUUAUAAACAACCGGAAGCAGUAAAAUCACAGGUGAAUGUAGUAGUACAGAUAGAUAAAUUAAAGACUGUAUUACAUGCAUGUUUUAAUACUAAUGAUGAUAAUAUAGUGAAGAAUCAGGACAUAUCUUUAUUAGAAAGUUUAUUGGUUGGUUCUAUAUAUCAACAACCUACUCAUAUCAAUAAUGGCCAAAAUUCAGAAAAGAAAGUUUUGAAACAGAUUUAUGACUAUGAUAAUACCAAUGCCUUAAUUUAUCAAUGGAAAAAAUCCCACAGCAAUGAUCAUUUAUUCAAAACUCUGAACAUAGACACACAGAAUAUGUUCUUUGGUUUAAAGAAACAAAGUGUACCAUUAUCUGUAACUAGUCUAACUAUACUGGAACCUAUUCGUGGAGCUAUUGAUAGUAAAAAAGAUAAAAAUAUUGCAGCAUUAGUUGAACCUAAUAAUACAGAAUCCAUCCCUCCACUUCAGGAUAUGCCUCCGGUUGAGUUUGACUGGGACAAUAGCGGUCUCACUAAUCCUCUAGAAGCAAAAACUCUGGAUCUAGAUUUUAUGGUGUUACAAGAAAAUGAAAACAGUAUAAAAACUGGAGAUGAAUGGGAUUGGGUUUUCCAGUCUGAAUUAUUAGAUGCACCUAGGUCGUCUGUGAAACCCAUGCAGCCUCUUGAAGAAAUCUUAAAGAAUAUGAAACUAACGACAACCACUGCUCCGACCACAGUCGCUAAAGAUGAAAAUCUUUCUAAAGAGGCAGACACAAUUAUAAACUCUCUACCUCUGCUUUCUUUUAUGAAGUCAAAGGUUUUAAUGUUCAGAUUGCAAAACUCAUAAACAAAAUAACAAAAAUUCCCACAAUUAACUUUUAAUUCCCUCAUAUUUGUUUUGUGUGGUGAUGGGGGAGGGGAGAGCCAUAGAUUAUCUUUAAAGAUAAAACUCAAUAAGGUUUGAAAGGAACAGUUCCAGGUUUUAUAAAAGGUAACAAUAUAGUUGGUUUACAUUGUCUAAAAAUUCUGAAUCAAAAUAUUGUACUGUUCUUAAAUCGACACUAGAUUUUCUUAACAGGGUUGUGUAAUCCAUUAAACGAAGCAUGUAGUUUACAGAUCUCAUUCGUACAUGUAUAUCAGCUGAUCUUAAUCCAAUUUGUGUGGAAAAUCUGGUUCCGUUCACAUACAAAUUUUAUGUUACUGCUUCAUUGAGAAAUAUGAACAUACAAGCCAGUUAUUAGAUCUCAUAUUAUAGUAAGAAUUGUGACCUAUAGUACAAAUCUUGUACAGUGUGGUUCAAUUCUUGUUUAUUUUUGGUUUGAUUUUCUUAAUGUGAGCAGCCUAAUUUUGAAAAUAAGUUCUUUAUUUAACCUGUAAACACUACCCAUUCAUUAUCUAUUUCGUUCAGUUUAGUUUAAAGUUAGAAUAGAAGUGUCUUUUUUUUACUGUAUCAUAAAAUACUCAGUUAUUUUACUAGAUCUAGGAAAUAACCACAAUACAAGUUAUUUGAAAUGAUAUAUUUAGUUACCCGUUUACCACCUAUUGACUGUGUCAUGUAAUAUUCUUGCCUACAAAAUGACAAAUGGUGACAUUUGAGCUCAGUAAACUAUUGAUUCAGAUAUCAAUGUUUAAAUAAAAAUAACAGUGUGCUGCUCUUAUUUCAUAAUAAAACAACUCAGUAUUAUGGUUUAGAAUACAUCUGUCCCAUAUUUCAAUGACAGACAAUUUACAGGUUGCAGGAGACAUGAUGGUUUUCUAACAUUUGUAUGCUCAUGUUAGUCUUUAAAUAUAUGACUGUUUAUAUUUUUAAUUAAAAUUAUGAUUAAGUUACAUUUCAAGAUCUGGGUUUAGUGAGAAUCACUAUCUUGGAAAGAAAUCAGUGUCCUUUUUGUAAACCAAGUAAUUACAAUGUAUUAAAACACCAUUUAAAAUUUAUGGAAAUCUGUGAGCAUUUAAAACAAUAUCUGGGUAUGAUGUGGGAUAAUUUUAGAAUAAGUGCACUUGUUAAUUGUUUGUGGUCACAGAGUCGAUAUGGAUUAACAAUGUACAUGUAUAUUUACAGUGUUGUAUUAAAUAUGUAUAUAUGUUAUUAAUGAAAGAAAGAGAUUGUAUGUAUUAGGAUAUAUUUAUGUUGUAUUUUGAUAUAAAUUAUAUAGUUCAUAUCCCAGAGUAUAUCUAUAAAACUAGACCAUAGUAACACUGUUAACAAGAAAUGUAUAGUUUGAUCAAAUGAAUAUGGGUACAGAUAUCAGGGGAAAAGAAGCUGAUUUCUAGGAGCUAAAAGUUUUUGAGUUAGGUCAAAAUAAAGUAUUGAUUUGGGUUAAUCGAAGUUUCAUUUCUGGCUGACUGGUUAUAUCUCAACACUGGCUUUAAAUAUAGAUAUCAAACUUUAAAUGAAGACUGAUUAUCAUUCCACAAAACAAAUCAACUUUUUAAAUCCAAUGAAAUCGACAAUUUACGUCAAUUAAAUCUAGACUAGUUUUGAUUCCCUGCUUGUAUAUGACAAGGAGUAGGAUCGCCUUUCCAACCUCGUGGGUUUUCUUUGGGUCUUCCAGUUUCUCCCCUAUUGCUAAAGACCCCUGCACACAAGCAAAUUAAUGAAAUAAAAUUGAACCAUAUGUUAGUCCCGAAAUGACCUAGUUUGUGUCAAGUGGGCGUUAAACCCCAUUUCUCUCUCUCAUUCUGAACUGAGUUAUGUCCAUUUGUAGAACAGUGUAGUCCCAAUUGUCAUGGCUACCAUUGUUACGAUAAUAAACUAAGUCUCGAUUAUUCAUUUUUUAAUUAAAUUAUUAACUGGCAAUUGUGUUGAAAAUCAAAACUAUCCGAUGGUGUAGAGAGUUGACUAUGAACUUAGCAUGUGGAUAAAUGUCUAAAUAAUAAAUUAUAUAACAUUUGAGGCCAAACGAAAGAUCUGAAUUAGGCAGAUUUAGCUCUUACAUUACAUCUUUAUAUAAUUAAAAUGUAUUACACUUCAUGAUUUUCUAUUGAAUAAUAGGAAUUGGGUGUCAAAUGGUUUCAGUGUUGAGGUCUUACACGUUUAGCUCAUCUUUUUUUUAAAAUUAUGUUUUAAUCUAAUCGUUUUGACAUUUUGCUUUUUUCUGAACACUUAAUCAGAUUUAAAUAUGAAUAUAAAGAAAAUUGUGUAAUCCAUCCAAUUUAAAUAUUACUGUAUAUUGUGUAAUGUUAUAUAUUUAAAUUAUUAUAUAUGUCUAUUAUAUAAUGUUAUAUUAACAAUUAAAAGAUGUUAAUAUAUUAUACUUGAUUCCUCUAUGUUAUGUUUUGUGCAAUAGUAGGUUGUGUAGAUAUGGUGCAAAUAUAGGUAUAGAUAUAUCAUAUUGUUAUUAUUACAUAUGUCAUACUCUGUGUGUAUAUAUAUUGUCUAAAUUCGUUACAAUGCUUUAAGUAUUCUCAGAUUAAUAGAUUGAUGGUUUUUUUAAAGAUACAUUCCCGCGUACAAACUGGGUGAUUUGAUGAUAUAUUUGGCCUAAAAACAUAUUCAAACUAAUUAAUUUAUCAUAAAUUUGCUUCAAUUCCUUCUGAAAACAUUGUAAUUGUCAUGGAAUACCCAUGCUAUAAAAAAAUCGAUCAAAAGAGGUCAUGUUUGUGUCGGAGGAGAAUUCAUUGCAUACACAAGACGAUGUUGUCUUUGGAUUAUCCACUGCCCGCGUCUUUUUCCGUGAUUUUUAUCUCAGAAAGUGUUGUACGUCUAACUCUUCAUAAAGUUUAUCAACAUGUACAUCAAGCACUCAAUCUCAGCGUGCAACCUUUGACGUUAAGCGUGCAGAUAUUCCUAAUCGUCGGGCUGUCGAUUAGGGCAACCCUGACAUUUUUGUCCUGUACGCUCCAUGAGUGUUUUUCAGGGAAUCCAGUAUUUUUCUAGUAAGAUUGGAUAUCUCUACUUUCCAUAUAUACAAAAUUGCCAUACCUUUAUUGGAAAUAACCACCCGAUAAAUACUUUUCUGGGAACCUUCUUUAAAUCAUUAUAAACUAUAAUCCAUUGGUUUUAUAAAACAUUCAACAGGUAAUUUCUUUAAAAAAAAAAUCAUUAGGAAAUUCUUAAUGAAUCUGGAUUUUGAAUGGUUAAAUUAAAUUACUAUUUUUUUACAUUUAUGCUGUUCACAAUUUGAAUUUCAAUAGACUUUUUAAAAAAAAAUAGUAAUAUAAUUUAACCAUUCAAAAUCCAGAUUCAUUGUUUUUUUUAAAGAGAAUUAAACAAUAUUGCUUCAAGUAUUCACAUGCACAUUUUAUUUUUUAGAUAAUGUUAAUACUGGGGAUCAUUAUUUAUUUGUAAGUGAAUUAAUUAUUUGUACAGGGUCAUUGAAAUCUUAUUUAUAUAAUGGUUGCACCAAGUUUCUAUCACAAGCGAAUCAUUAAUUUAAAUGUUCAGUGACAACAUUAUUGAAAGUGAAAUUUACAGUGUCAAAACAUGAGCUAAAUUUAAGAUUAAAAUUGAUGAUCCGUUAAACAACUAUUCUUUAAGAUCUUAAAUUAGGAUAUAAUUUUUAGUUGUUAAAUAUUUUAUUAGUCUGUAUAUAAUGUAAUUGUUAGAAAGUGUAUAUUAUGCUGAAAUUGUUAAACUUUAUAUAGAUUAUAUCUUUAAUGUAGAGGUUGUGUGUAUAUAAUCUAUGGUCAUUUUACUGUUUUAUUUUAAUUCUAGACAUACUUUACUAGUCAGUGGAUUGUUUUACUGACUAGCCUACAUUAUAAACAGAGUAAAGUUAUAUGUUAGAAGUCACCUGUGAUUUUUAUGUAGUGUUAAUGACAGUACUAUUUAAACUUUGAGGGAAUUGAUAUUCAAAUUCUUCAUGUACAAUGGAUUAAUUAAAUCUUAAAGUUCCUCCACUUUCAAAUAAUGAAUGUCUUGUUAUAUUAUGGAUCUUGUGAUUAGUCUAUGAUCCGUCAGUACAUUUACCUAUACAGAUCUACAUAUUCUUAAAAGAAUUUUUCUUCCUCUUAUCAUUAAGAUAAUACAACUCAUGGCUUUAGUUUGGAAAAUCACCCCUUGACUUAAUUAGGCAUAAUUAUAACAAAAUUUCAGAAUUUUAUAUUGAAAGAGCAGUAAUUACAUUUAUUUAAGACACAACAAGCCAGAUUGUUCACAUAUAUAUUAUUUCAAAAGUGAAAAAUACUAAUACUGGUCAUAUAUUUACUGCCAUAUUUGGAAGAAGAAAAAUUUAGGGCAGAAAGUUUGAUAUUUUGAAAUAGAUGAGUUGGGUUUUUUUCACACCUGAAAUGCUAUAGAAUAUAUAGAAUUUAUUAUUUAUGUUAAGACAGUUAUCAAAAAGAAUAUAUUUCUGUGAAAGUUUCAUCUUAUUAUGUUAAAUACACUGUUAUACAUUUUAGCUUUUGUUCACAAGAUCUUGCUUUAAUAAAACAAAAUUAGCAUUCCAUGUUAAAAUAAAUAUUGAAAUUUGA